AUGGGCUUCAUGUUCCAAGGUUUGGUUAAUAACCACCCAAAUAAGAGGAAGAUGGUAUUUAGAGGUGAACUCCUCAGAGUUGGUCCAAACCAACUCUUGACCACCGACGUUGAUGUCAUUCGCCGUAUGGCUCAUCCCAAAUCCACAUACUCGAGAUCAACAUUCUACCGGACUUUCAGGUUCACUCCUACUGAAGAUCAUACGUUCUCACUCCUCGAUGACCAAGAACAUACUCGGCGUCGAACGGCCUUUGGUCCCGGCUACACCGGCGGCGUACAUGUAGAAGCAUGCGUUGACCGCCAAUGCGCUCGUCUUGUAGACCUCAUUCAGCGGGAAUUCAUUUCAACUCCCGGAGAAUAUCGGCCAUUAGAUCUGACCACCGCCUCCUUAUUAUUUGCCAUGGAUUGCGUUGGAGAUCUUUCCUAUGGGCAGCCAUUCGGUUGCCUCGAUAAGGGAAAUGACGUUCAUGGAUUCGCGAAGUGGAAUGAGGGCUUCUUCAAUGUUGCCAUAGUCAUGGCUAAUUUAAACUGGUUAAAUAAAAUAUUCGUUAGGCCUCCAUUCAACAAGGUAUAUCCAUCGACCCUUGACCAAGACGGCAUGGGAAAAUAUAUGGCGCUUGCACAUGCUGCGGUUGAAAGAAGCUUUGAGGAUGGUGGUGGGCGCCGGAGAGAUGCCCUUGCGUCAUUCAUAGAACAAGGUGUUACAAAGGAAGAAGCUAUAAAUGAGCUGAUACUACAAGUGGUUGCAGGUACCGACUCGACUGCUACUGGUAUUCGUAUGACUCUCCUACUCCUUGUUACGAACCCGGCUGCAUACAACAAGCUCAGAUCGGAGAUCGACGAUGCAAUCCUAAGAGGAGAUGUCAGCUCGCCUAUCAAAGACCCUGAAGCCCGGAAGUUACCUUAUCUUCAAGCCGUCAUUAAAGAGGGCCUGCGUGUCUUCCCUGUUGUUACCGCAACUUUCUAUAAGACAGUACCUAAGGGAGGGGAUAUUAUUAGCGGUCACUUCGUCCCCGAAGGCACCGAAGUGGGACAUAACGUCCUUGGAAUUAUGAGAGCGAAGAAAUACUGGGGCGAGGACGCUGACGUAUUUCGUCCGUCCAGAUGGCUCGAAGUAGACGAAGAGACUCACGAGAUUAUGACGGGAGUCAUAGAAACCCUUUUCGGAUCCGGCCGAUAUAAAUGUCUCGGCCGCUCCAUCGCUCAGAUGGAACUCAACAAAGUAUUUGUCGAGUUGCUUCGACGCUUCGACUUCUCAGUUGUUACUCCACAGAAUCCGGUCGAGAUCGUGAACUCGGGCUUUUUUCUCAUGUCGAAAUUGAAUAUGCGAGUCACGGAGAGACAAAUUGCGUGA
This is a messenger RNA of Hypoxylon trugodes, 1353 nucleotides long. Its product is annotated as cytochrome P450. Lineage: Eukaryota; Fungi; Ascomycota; Sordariomycetes; Xylariales; Hypoxylaceae. The record is from RefSeq and is a predicted model, not a curated record. The coding region runs from base 1 to 1353 and encodes 450 amino acids. The transcript has 5 exons. Gene Ontology annotation, molecular function: heme binding; oxidoreductase activity, acting on paired donors, with incorporation or reduction of molecular oxygen; iron ion binding.